UCUUUCCCCUCUGGAUUACGACGAGUCCAUAUGAGAGGAUUCAAACUAAGAAAAUGAAACCGUGGCAAUAAAAUUCAAUCGGCUAGAAAGUAGCAUUUGAAAUUAGGACUAUAUUCUUAAAAAAGAAAAAGAAAAAGAAACUGGGUCAACUAUCAAACUAUAAAUAAGGCUCAACAUCCAACUUUCCUAAUCAAUAAUCUCAUAAACGUUUCUUGUAUUAUUCAAAGUUCGAAGCCAGAUAAAGAGUUGAAAGGAUGAGUGUGGAAUUGUUGGACAGUGGCACCAUUGUUAACUUCGUUGAAGAUGAAGAAGCAUUCCACGUCUCAAUACGAGACCGGUUUGCUCACCUGGACGCCGAUCAUGAUGGGCUACUGUCUUAUUCGGAGUUGUUGAAGGAAUUGCAGAGCUUGAGGGUGUUGGAAACUCACUUCGGCAUCGACGUUCAAACGGACCCAAAGGAACUCGCUCACGUUUACAAAUCACUUUUCGUGCAGUUCGAUCAUGACUCUAACGGGACAGUGGAUUUGGAGGAGUUCAAGUCGGAGACCAAGCGGAUGAUGCUUGCUAUGGCGAAUGGGAUGGGAUUUUUGCCUGUUCAAAUGGUGUUGGAAGAAGGCAGCUUUUUGAAGAUUGCAGUGGAGCGCGAAUCCAACAAACUUGGCCUUGCUGCUUAAAUCCUUAUUUCUUUCAACAACAGAUAUACUGUUUUGUUUUUACAGCAUUUUCCUCCUACGUUUUACAAUUCCAACUACUGAUUGCCUGCUGAAUAAAUGAACUCUGUUUCAUGA
This is a messenger RNA of Gossypium raimondii (Peruvian cotton), 788 nucleotides long. RefSeq lists its product as uncharacterized. The coding region runs from base 255 to 674 and encodes 139 amino acids. Gene Ontology annotation, molecular function: calcium ion binding. Lineage: Eukaryota; Viridiplantae; Streptophyta; Magnoliopsida; Malvales; Malvaceae. The transcript has a single exon. The record is from RefSeq and is a predicted model, not a curated record.